GCGGUCGGUGCGCAGACGCAUCAGGUGCGCACCAGGAGAGAGGGAGUCCAAGACGCACAGCGGAAUGACUGGUGAAUGCUGCACAGAGAAGUAGAUAGCUUUGGGAAAUUUGUUUACUCGUAUUACUGGUGUGAGGUGUGAGAAUAAAGGAGGAGGAUUUGCCGAAACCUUGAGCAAAAACAGUGUGUACAAGUAGCGCUAAUGGAGGCGCACCAGACCAUAUACCCCUGCUCUGAAAACUCCGAGUCAUGAGGCAGCAGUGGCACACAGACCUCCCUUAAGUCAGUGUGGCAGCGUUUCAAGUUAAUUUAAAAGGGGGAAAAAAGAAAUCAUGAACUUAUCAGAGUCUGUUUGGCUCUUGGAGGAGCCGUGGAACCUCAGCAGAGCGGAGGACCAGAAACUUUUAUUCGGGAUCGGCACGGAUAAUUUCAUCACGCUGCUGGUUUUCGGGCUCAUCUUUACGCUCGGUGUGCUGGGCAACUCCAUGGUGAUCACCGUGCUGGCCCGGAGCAAACCUGGGAAACCGCGGAGCACCACCAACAUAUUCAUCCUCAACCUGAGCAUAGCAGACCUCUCCUACCUGCUCUUCUGCAUCCCCUUUCAGUCCACCAUCUACAUGAUGCCGACGUGGGUCCUGGGCGCGUUCAUCUGCAAAUUCAUCCACUAUUUCUUCACCGUGUCCAUGCUGGUGAGCAUCUUCACCCUGUCUGCCAUGUCCGUGGACCGAUACAUUGCCAUCGUGCACUCCAGAAAGUCCUCCUCUAUCCGGGUGGCGAAGCACGCUCUGAUCGGAGUGGUGGUGAUUUGGAUACUCUCCCUGGCCAUGGCAGCGCCCAUCAUGUAUUACCAGAACAUUUUUCACGGAGGGGAGAAUCACACCUUUUGCUGGGAAGUGUGGCCAGAUCAAAACCAGAAGAAAGUCUAUGUCGUUUGCACGUUUGUGUUUGGUUAUGUGUUGCCUCUGCUGCUGAUUUCCUUCUGUUACGCAAAGGUUUUAAAUCACUUGCACAAAAAACUAAGAAAUAUGUCCAAAAAGUCAGAGGCAUCAAAGAAGAAGACGGCUCAGACGGUGCUGGUUGUGGUGGUUGUGUUUUGCCUCUCUUGGCUCCCUCAUCACGUCGUUCACCUCUGGGUGGAAUUUGGGACCUUCCCGCUGAACCAGGCCUCCUUUGUGUUACGGGUGGCUGCUCACUGCCUGGCGUACAGCAACUCAUCUGUCAACCCGGUCAUCUACGCCUUCCUGUCGGAGAACUUUAGGAAGGCUUACAAGCAGGUUUUCAAAUGCCAAAUCGGGACCAGUGACUCCCCGCUCAACGACAUUAAAGAGAUCCGCAGCAAAGCAGACACGCCCCCCUCCACUAACUGCACCAACGUUUGACUGACAGGGUGUGGAUAGUGAUGUGAAAAUGAAUUAAGGCAACUGUCACACUGAAAGUCAGAAUAUCAUCAUAGAGACAGAUCCAGCAGACAUAAGUGGGUGUUUUUUUUUUUUUUUUUUUUUUUUUUUAUGUAGGUGAGUCUAGUUGCUUGGAUAUUGCGACAGCUGUACUGUUCCACAUAAACGCUGUUCAUUAUACCUGAACUAGAGAUAAAGCCACUGUGGCUGCAGGACAUGAUUACUUGCUCUUUGAUCAGUCUCUGUUUCCUGCAUCUCUUCAUUUCAUAAAAACCCGUGGAGUCUGAAACUCAGGAAAAUGAUCCCCCUCUGAAGUGAAACUCAUUCUGCUUGCAGACAAUAGUUACAUGUCACUUCAUGGUAUAUCUAUAAGCCAAUAUAUUAAAAAAUAUUAGGCAUCCUCAGACUUAAAAAUCUCUCUUUUUUUCAGAAAGUAAGAAUUGCAUUGCUGAGACAAAACAUAAUCAUCUGCUGCAGUAAAACUCCUGUAUGACUGUGUCUUUUCUGUCUGAACAGUGUUGGGUAUUACUUAGUAACAUUUUACAGACCUAUGAUCACUUUUCAGGAGCCGGCAAGGUAUUGCAGUUUCAAAUCUAGUAAUUACAUUAUACAUAUUCAUUCCAGUAAUGCCCUGUUGGCUGAUUUGCUGUCUUACCAGGAGUUGUGGUUCAUUUCUCUCUGUACAUUCAGUAGAGAAACAUUAGGUUGUUUAGUUUAACUAGCUUGACGCAUGGUUAGCGUUAAUGUUCUCUACUGAAAGAGAAGAAUUGUCCUUCCCAGUAACUCCAAAACUAUGUAUAUGUCAUAAAUUAGAAAAGGCAAAGUCUAAUGUACAUGUUUUAACUUACACUUAAUCUUAUUGUGCUGGGUUAACUUGGAUGUAGUAUGGCAUACUUUUCAGGUUUAAAAUGAGUUACUCUUUUUUUGUAACACUGCCUACCCUCCACCAGAAUGACUUGACACUACAGAUAAUAUAUGUGUAAAACUGUCUCUUGUAGCACAGCAUACAGUCAUUGGGGCUAAGCGAGCUGCUUAUGUUCUUCAGUCCUCCAAUCUGUAGGCUGGCACCUUGUUACAUUAUAACAUUUUGUGUUCUGUUUCUUAAUGUGAAAUACAGAGGAUGCAUUGUUUCUAAAAGAGGUUUUGCUCCGUAAUAAAAAUCUAUGUAACAUAACAAGUGAUUGAUUACAUUCUACGCAAUCUAGCAAACUGCUCAACACUGCUAAAAAAUGCUCACCACUGUAGAUAAAACAAAACAAAACAAAGACAAGAGAAAAAAUAUGCCAUUGCCAUUGCACUCAGUAUGAUUAAAGCCUGUAUUUUAAACAGAUUUGUAAAUAUUGUGAACACUGAAGCUGAUAUUCACAUCUGCCUGUGAAAGCCUCACUCUAUAUUUGGCUGUUUUUGGAUUGUUUUCUGCUGUAUGACUGAGCCAGGCUGUUGGACAUAUAAAGCUCAAUGUUUGUUUUUUGCACCCUUUCUGGUAGCCAUCUUUCUAACCACAAAAACAAUCUAACAGGAUAUCCUGUAAGAAAUGAAGAAUUCUGAUGUUGUAUGCCAUAUAUAUGUGAUGUGCCAAGCCUCCACACAGCAGCUUUACCUCACUAUAUUCAAACAAAAUCAUUAAAACAAAACCUUAUGAGACCUUUAACUCGGACAGGUGUCGAACAGUAUUGUACGUACAUCUUUGUUGUGGACUUGAAGGAAUGUGUUGCAUCCAUUACUCACUUUUUGUUUUUACCAGAAAAGGAACGCAAACAAACUUCAGCAUGGAUUUUCAGGCUGAGGUUACGCAACCAUGUGCCAUGGAAAAGAAAUGAGUCUGCUGCGGGUCUUUGCAGCAGCAGCUGAUUUGACUGAUGAACACCAACCUCAUCCAGAGAGGAGGAACUAAUCAGUGUAAUCAGCAGACUCUCAUCCUCACUGUCAGUGAGGAUCUCAGAUGAGUCAAGGAUUAUUCCCACAGGGCAGAGGAGGUGCAGUUGAUGACUUUCUAUACUCACUAUAGUGCUGACUGUACAGAUGGUAACACUUCUUCAUGCCCACACAGGACUGGGGGAUUUUUUUUUUUUUUUAACGGGACAUGUGAGUGGAAACCUAAUCUGAAGGACAUGGCUAUUUGUUGGUGAGAUUAAUUCAUAGAAUUUCUUGGGCAAAUGAUGCAUUCAUGGAACACAUUGGAGUGGUGUUUCCUUCAAAAAAAACAAUAUAAAGAGCACAGGAACAAAAGGAUAAAUGCAUUGUUUUUGAAGAACUUUAGAUUACAGCCCACAAAUUAUAGUGUAAUUAUUAUAAAUAUUAGUAUGUAUGUGAUAUCAAUAAAAUACUUGACACAUGUCUAAACUGAGACAAAUAUUUGAGGGCUGGAGAGGAAGACAAGUGGUUAGAGUUCAUAAAAAUGUCUUUGUGACAGGGAUUUAAAAAUAAAUUACAAAUAAAAUCAGAAUGAGCCAUUUGUCAGUCAUCCAGUGUGUCCUCUAAUUGUAUGGGCCAUGUAAUUAUAAGAGUACUAAUGGUAUAAUUUAUUUAUGUCACCUCCUUAAUGCUUAUUUCUUACCCUUUUAUUCCCUUUUACUUUUUGUGUUGUACAAACCAGGAUUUAGAUACAUAUUAAGUAAAUAUUUACACUCUAAUUUGCAGGCUGUAUUCUAAAGAUUUCAUUUUGCUAAGACACAUUUUUUUUUUAAAUGUUUUCAGUUUUUAAUGCUAAAACAGCCAGAAUAUUUCUCUUUUAGAGACAUUUAAAAGAAUGUGCACUGCACAUACUGUUGAGUGAGGGCAUGCAAUAAAGGUGCUGUUUCUUAGUGUAGGUAUUUUGAUGGAUUCACUUUUUUCAGUUUUUAUUUAUUCAUUCACGUAGAUGAUACUGGUUGUACAGCUUUUCAGUGCUUUGUGUGUUUUACUGAGGUUGUCUUGGUGUGUCUUCUCAACCUUGUUUCCUGUAAUUCAGCAGUAAAAUCAAAUAAUCUACCAGAAUAGGAAAAAAAAGAUUAUUUUCUUGUCUGUUUAAUCUUUCUGUGCUUGAAAUGCAACAUGUGAGAAACAGUUAAGGCUCUCCGAAGUGCUCAAUAUCUGGAUGGUAUCUUGAAAUAUAUCCAGGCUUUUGAUUGUGUCUUUAUGCAGUGCUACUUAUAUUAUAUAAUUAUAUUAAACUCUGUGAAAUCUUUUCAUUCUA
This is a messenger RNA of Lates calcarifer (barramundi perch), 4571 nucleotides long. RefSeq names its product galanin receptor type 1. Bases 332 to 1378 code for a protein of 348 amino acids. The transcript is spliced from 3 exons. Gene Ontology annotation, cellular component: membrane. The record is from RefSeq and is a predicted model, not a curated record. Gene Ontology annotation, molecular function: galanin receptor activity. NCBI's taxonomy places the organism in Eukaryota, Metazoa, Chordata, Actinopteri, Centropomidae. Gene Ontology annotation, biological process: G protein-coupled receptor signaling pathway; positive regulation of cytosolic calcium ion concentration; negative regulation of adenylate cyclase activity.